ACGAGCAAGAAGAAGAAGCUGAACAGUACAUUAUUCAUUAUAGAGAAGCAUCCUACUGGUUUUUGUGAGGUUUGUCAGACAUUAGAAACCGUAGAACAUGUACUAUUAAGUUGCAGAAGAUAUGAAGAACAAAGGAGAAAAAUGAUGGAAGAAUUAAGAAAAGAUGGGUUGGUUGGGGCAGAGAUAAAAGAUGUACUGAAAAGUGGGGUGAUUGGGCAAGGCAAGAAAAAUCUUUGUAAUUUCUUAGUUAAUACUGGUUUGAUGAGUAGAAUAUGAUCGCGGAAGAUAAACUGGUAAAAAAGGGAGCAGAGUAACAUCGCAGGAGACUCAGCCAAAAGGUGGCGGUAGUGCAACGCUUACGGAUGCAAGCCGCCGUUUAAACCUCAAAGAAGAAAAAAGAGAAGAAGAAGAAGAAGAAGAAGAAGAAGGUGAAGAUGACGAAGAAGAUCCGUAUUGACAAUCUUCGGUCAUUCUGUUAGUCUUGGAAAAAGUUAUCAUGUAAUUUUUAGCAGUAUAGAAAUCAUAAUUUCAAUUCGGUAUAGAAAUCACUCCGCGGGCCUUUAGUGAGGUUUAUUAGCAAUCGUCGUUAACAGACUAAUAUUAAUAAAUAAUAUCCAUUGAAAUCAACAUUAUGAAGAGCACUUUACAAAUCGUUCUGUUUUUGCUAAUGAUGUGCGGAGUGUUUUAUGCUGAAACUGAUGAACCGAUUUCAGUGAUGGAGGGGGAUUCUGUAACUCUAAACCUUGAUCUUACUAAAAUACAGAGACUUUAUCUGAUACAGUGGAGGUUUGGAGAUAAAGGUUCCACCAUUGCUCAAACUGAUGGAAAUGAAAUCUCAGAUGAAGAUUAUGAGAUAUUUAGAGACAGACUGCAGCUGAAUCAGACCGGAUCUCUCACCAUCACAAACAUCCGAACCAAUCACUCUGGACUUUAUGAAGCAGAAAUCGGCCACAGCACUGGAACCUCAUAUAUUAAAUUCAAUGUUUACGUCUAUGAGCCUCAUUCUGUUAUUGCUGGGGCAGAAUCUGAAAUGAAAAGCGUGUCAGUGAUGGAGGGAGAUCCUGUCACUCUUCAUGUUCCUCAACUACAAGGAAAUGAGCUGAUAGUCUGGGGGUUUGGAGAUGAAGGAAAACUCAUUGCUAAACAUGAUAUGGAGGCCAAGACCAUAAUGUUAUAUAAUACUGACGAGAGAUUUCGAGACAGAUUGAAACUAGACCGUCAGACUGGAUCUCUGAUCAUCACGAACAGCAGAACCACAGACUCUGGACCUUAUUCAGUAAAGAUCAGCAGCAACAAACAGACUUCAUACAAGAGAUUCACUGUUACUGUCAGUGGUCCAGGUCUGUCUCCAGGUGCUGUAGCAGGGAUUGUUGUUGUUGUUGUUCUGCUGGUGGCUGCUUCUGCAGCUGUUGGUGUUUUUUUCUAUAGGCGCAAAUGUUUUUCAGGUGAUAAAGUGUUUUUCAAGUAUUUCAGGUGAUAAAGCAAGAAAGAAAAAUUGACUUUGUUGCAUGACAGUAGAUGUAAAUAUAAAAUACCACUUAAACUGCACAUGAAGCUUUCAUAUUAGUAAGACUUAUAUUAUUUUUGAUCUUUUUGAUGGUCAUGAUAAACUCUCAUUGCAUGGAAAAGAGCUGCAUGAAGAUUCUUUAAUAUCAAGUUUGUAGGAAGAUGGCGAGUAAAUAAUGACAGAUUUAUUUAGUAAUUUGAUGUGUUUUAUGUCUCAGUGUUUCUGUCAUGUUCAUCUAUUUAUUCACUUAUAAUCUCCUAAUUUCUCUUUCUAUGUGCUGCUGUGACAUGAAGCGAAGAUCUCUGAACGGAAAAAUGAAACAUGUAAGUAUUACAGCUGAUACAGCCAAAGAAAAUGUAUCUUAAUUGUGCUACAGUAAAUGUAUAAUGUAAUUUUUUAUCAUAUGUAAUUUUAUAUUAAAGGUUCUGCUUGGGUUUGAUUCAGUGCAGUAAUUAAUGAAGCAUUUUCGGGUUUCUAUGUGCUGCUGUGACAUGAAGUGGAGAUACUAAAGCAAACAUAUAAGUAUUACAGCUUAAACAACAGGAGAAAAAUUAAAGAGCAUCAGAAUUACAUUUAUAGUUUGAAUUUUGUAACAAAAUGUACAAAGUUUGAAAGAAUUGGAUAUUAGACUUGUUAUAGUUUAGUUUUAUUCAGGCAACAUUAUUAAAUUCAAACUUUAAAGCUACAACUUUUAGGCUUUUUUUU
Molecule: messenger RNA, 2212 nt
Organism: Labeo rohita (rohu)
Lineage: Eukaryota; Metazoa; Chordata; Actinopteri; Cypriniformes; Cyprinidae
Product: carcinoembryonic antigen-related cell adhesion molecule 1-like
Exons: 4
Coding region: 632-1477 (281 amino acids)
Source: RefSeq, a predicted model, not a curated record